This is a messenger RNA of Thalassophryne amazonica, 2192 nucleotides long. RefSeq names its product ELL associated factor 1 (gene eaf1). Gene Ontology annotation, biological process: regulation of transcription elongation by RNA polymerase II; positive regulation of DNA-templated transcription. Bases 179 to 958 code for a protein of 259 amino acids. The transcript is spliced from 6 exons. Gene Ontology annotation, cellular component: super elongation complex. Lineage: Eukaryota; Metazoa; Chordata; Actinopteri; Batrachoidiformes; Batrachoididae. Gene Ontology annotation, molecular function: transcription elongation factor activity. The record is from RefSeq and is a predicted model, not a curated record.
UGAUAUUUGACAGGCGGACCGGAAGCUCAGCGUCGAACGGGAUGUUUUGCUAAAUACUUGCUAACAAGCUCAUUUUUUUUCUCUCGCUUUAUUCCUAACAUCUCUCUGACUUUUCUGUGUACAGUUCGGUUGUGUUUGUGACUAUCUUUUGAUAAACGCUGAUUUAAAACGCCCGAAAAUGAACGGGAGCGUGAAUCCGCUGCUGGACAAAGAGGAGCAUGUUUUGAAGCUCGGCGAAAGCUUCGAAAAACAGCCAAACUCUUCCUUUCACACCAUCAGAUAUGACUUCAAACCAGCGUCUAUUGAUACAAGUUGUGAGGGAGAGUUACAAGUUGGGAAAGGAGAUGAAGUUACCAUAACGCUGCCUCACAUUCCAGGCUCCACACCUCCCAUGACAGUAUUCAAAGGAAACAAGAGACCAUAUCAGAAGGACUGUGUGCUCAUCAUUAAUCAUGACACAGGUGAAUUUGUGCUCGAGAAGCUCAGCAGCAACAUACAGGUGAAGAAAACCAGGGCAGAGGGCAGUAGUAAGAUCCAGGCUCGGAUUGAGCAGCAGGCGGUCCGGUCCAGCCAGUCCAACUCUCAGUUCCGAACCCCCACCAAGCAUGGAGCUGGGGUCAAGACUUCCCCUUCUCUUUCUAAAGAUAACCCCUCACCAGAGCCCCAGCUCGACGACAUCAAGAGAGAGCUACGAGCAGAGGUGGAGAUGAUAGCGCAGAUGAGCAGCAGCGGCAGCAGUAGCUCCUCUGACUCUGCAAGUGCCUCAGGGAGUGGUGGCGACAGUUCCAGUAGUGAUGAUGAACACCGUGCUCCCCAUCCACACAGCCAAACCUCCCCUAACCACCAACCCACAGCCAAUGGAGGGGCUGAUCGUCCACAGGGAAACAACCAGCUCAUGAACACACUCCGAAACGACCUACAGCUGAGUGAAUCGGGCAGCGACAGUGAUGAUGACUAAACUUGCUGCUGGUCAGUCUCCGUCUCUCCCCAUUUCUUUUUUUCUGGCUGGUUUCUGUUUGCUUUUGCUGUGAUAUCUGACCCCACCUGAAUGUCUUGAUUUUACUGUAAUUUUUAUUAUUUCCAUAAAACUAGCCAGACUUGGCAUUUUAAGAGUUUAUUUUUUAUUAAAUAUAUAUAUUUUUGUUUUGUAUAGCAACACUUUAGAAAGAGAAGCUUAGAGUUUACAGGGUAUAUUUAGAGUAUAUUUUAGAGGUAAGACAUUUAUUUCUGAGUACACAUACAUAUUUUCUGUAAUUGUGUAGAUUUUAGAUUUUGUAGUAUUUGUUUUUGGUUGUGUUUUAGAUGAUGGAAAUAUUGAAGAUCAAGAUUGUUUUGACAUGUCUUUAUCCUCUGCCCUGGUAUUUCUUUAUGACAAAAAAAAAAAAAAAAUGAGAAGACAGUUUGGCAGUUUUAGGGCUCUAUCUUAAAAAUUUAUGUCAGUCUAAAGCUCAUAGCAUGAGAGAGUGCAUUUGGGAUGUGCCAAACUCCAUUUGGCUAUUGGCACAGUGUGUAAUCAGGGUACAGAAGAGUUGUACUUAAUCAUGUAAUUAGACGUGACUGUGUUUCAGCUGCAACAUGAAUUAAAUCUAAAAGAUCGUCAUCCAUCUUCCCUUAACGUGUCUUGCCAUGUGAUUGAACCGGGCACAUUGCUAUUUAGAUAGAAAAGUCAAAAGGGUGGGUGCUACAGUCAUCCACCACAGGUCCCUGAGGUGAAGCAUUUGAGUGCUAGUGCCUUCUUCUUCAAACAAUAAUUUCCCAUCAUGCGCAAAGGGAGUAAACCAACAUACUCUUCAAAUGCACUUUGCAGUGCAGUAUUCGUAUUUGGUUCUGUGGUAGUUCAGUAACACCAAUGCACAUCUCUGUGUGUACAAGCAGAGUUUACAUGCAUUGUGAACCCACCUACAUAAGGUGUAUCCAAAUACUGCACUAUAUAAAUUGCAUUAAAAUUUUGCAUUGGGUGUAAGAUAGGGCCCCAAGUCAGUAAGAGGAGUAUGUUUUGAAAAUAUUCAAAACCUCAGGAUUUGAUACAUGGUUCACAACCUCAUGUCAAAGCAUUAAUCACAGGAUUGGCUUUUAUUUUGAAUUCAUGUUAACACCUGGAGUAAGUGCUUUGACCACUAAGUUGUGCACUAACCAGUUUUUUGUUGGUUUUUUUUUUUAAUUUGUGAAUAAAUAUAAAUGGAUAAACACUC